UCCAAACCCAGUGCAGGCGCGCAUUAGGUCCAGCAGACACCGAGGGAUCUUUUUUAAACCGAACUGCACACCUUAGAGACAAUGCAUCUGUCUCAGAUCGCGCUCUAUCUCGGCUUGCUGAUUGCUUUGGGUCCAGUAGUUUUGAGUGACCAAGAGACGCACCAGCAGCCCUCCGCCAGCAGCCCGGUGGACACGGAGCAGUGCGCCACCUGCGAGGUCCGGCAGCAGAUCAAAACCAUGCGACUAAACGCGAUCAAAUCUCAGAUUCUGAGCAAACUGAGAAUGAAAGAAGCUCCUAAUAUCAGCCGAGACAUAGUGAAGCAGCUUCUGCCCAAAGCGCCGCCACUGCAGCAGCUCCUCGACCAGUACGACGUGCUGGGAGAUGACAACAAGGAUGUGGUUAUGGAGGAGGACGAUGAGCAUGCGACCACAGAGACGAUAAUGAUGAUGGCCACUGAACCCGAGUCCAUCGUCCAGGUGGAUGGGGAACCAAAGUGCUGCUUUUUCUCUUUCACCCAAAAAAUUCAAGCCAAUCGUAUAGUCCGGGCACAGCUCUGGGUGCAUCUGCGCUCGGCGGCGGAGGCGACAACCGUGUUCCUGCAAAUCUCCCGCCUGAUGCCGGUCACAGACGGUAGCAGGCACAUACGCAUCCGCUCCCUUAAGAUCGACGUGAGUGCCGGGGUCAGCUCUUGGCAAAGUAUAGAUGUCAAACAAGUGUUGACUGUGUGGCUGCGGCAGCCGGAGACCAACUGGGGCAUCGAGAUUAACGCCUUCGAUUCGAGGGGAAAUGACUUGGCCGUGACCUCCGCAGAGCCUGGAGAGGAUGGGCUGCAACCAUUCAUGGAGGUGAAGGUCUCAGAGGGCCCCAAGCGCGUCAGGAGAGACUCGGGUCUGGACUGUGACGAGAACUCUCCAGAGUCCCGGUGCUGCCGUUAUCCACUCACAGUGGACUUUGAAGACUUUGGCUGGGACUGGAUUAUUGCCCCAAAGCGCUACAAGGCCAACUAUUGCUCCGGGGAGUGUGAGUACAUGCACUUACAGAAAUACCCGCACACCCACCUGGUGAACAAGGCCAACCCCAGAGGGACCGCGGGUCCCUGCUGCACCCCCACCAAGAUGUCGCCCAUCAACAUGCUCUACUUUAACCGAAAGGAACAGAUCAUCUACGGCAAGAUCCCAUCCAUGGUGGUGGACCGUUGUGGAUGCUCUUGAGUUGGGACGGAGACCCUGGUGAGAGGGAGGGGACGGCGGAGGGGACGGUGGAGGGGGUUGUGGCUCCGUCCGGCCUCCAACUUCAGACUUUUUUUGACACAACCAAUCCACCAGUUCCGAUGCUUUCCCGCAGAACACGGUGCAACAGAGUAGAGGCCACAAUCAGCCCGACCUUCCUGCAGGGCAGCGCUUUCACAACCGGCAUAGCUCUUAACUUCUCUUUCCUCCAGUGAAAUCUUAGCCAUAGAGGCUCAAAAUCAGCUGGAUGCAGAAAUAAACACAUCCACACACACAUGCUGGACCCUCGAAGUGAAUGUAGACAGAAAUGUAUACAAAAACUUUUUUUUUCUCCUGUCUCUGUGUUCUGUGCUGUCCAUUUAUACACACGUGCCGACAGAUUAUACUCGUACGCCAUCUACUCCACUCCACUCAUAGCCAACAUGCAAGCUAUUACACUUUUUGCUAAGCUAUGUGUUUGUGAUAAUCAUUUUUCAAGUUGUGUUUUCAGAGUGAAACCAGGAAUCCUCAUGGACUUUUUGAAAGGGCUUGGAAAAACACAGCCGUAGACUAUUUAGAGUCCUAUUUCACACUGGUAGAACAUGUCUCAGCACACGCAGGUUCAUAGAGUUGAUAAAAAGAUGAACCCUUGGUCAUAUCCAUAUUAUGACUGCCAUUUAUUAAAAACCAAGCUAAAGAUUGCAGCACUACCUAGACGCAGGUCAUUAUCUUUACUGUAUUGGAUCAAACUUUGGGAGAAUUUGGAGAUAAAUUUUAAAGUGACACAGAGGUCUGUCAUUCCUGCGGUCCUACUGACAAAAAAAUGUUCCACCAGGGUGAAGUAUCACCUCUUCAUGUCUUCACGUGCUCUGCCAUACAUACAGCAACAUAACCCGACCGAGAAGCACUCUAGCUCAAUCACAAUCCUCACUAUCCAACAAAACAGCCUAAACCUGCCCGAUACACUUGAAUUAUUCUGAUUGUAAAUUCACAUGACUGGACAGAAGGACUUGAACUGAAGGCACAAUGAAUGCAGCCUACAAAAGAGAAAAAAAUGUGUUUAAGACAGAGGGAAUGGAUUGUCGAAAUGUAUGAAUGUUGAGAUCAUGCUUAAACUCUGUCUUGAGAAACAACACAGUUUGCACUAUGGCACACCAAUAGAAAGAAUUGGUUGCUACAAAAGUUGUAAAAACUGAUUUUGAUAUGUUUGCUAAUUUGUAUUGUAUACAUUAUGCCAUUGUUUCCAUUAGGAGUUGCCUUUCUAAACCACUGUUGGUAAAUGUAUAAAAACCACAAUCUAGCAAGAUAAAGGAUGUAAUACAGCAACUCUAUAUUCUUG
Plectropomus leopardus (leopard coralgrouper) is the source of this 2548-nucleotide messenger RNA. It is a transcript of the gene mstnb, whose product is annotated as myostatin b. The record is from RefSeq and is a predicted model, not a curated record. Gene Ontology annotation, cellular component: extracellular region. NCBI's taxonomy places the organism in Eukaryota, Metazoa, Chordata, Actinopteri, Perciformes, Serranidae. Gene Ontology annotation, molecular function: growth factor activity; cytokine activity.